GAAAUUUUCUCGGGAUGCAUCCGAAAGGAGCUUCGGUGAUGCUUACGAUUCAUACCGCGCGCGGGGCCGCCUCGGUUUGGGCGAUAGUCUGUUGGCCAGUCAUUACACUAAAAUACGGCAAUUGUUAAUUGUUACUACAUUUCAUCAAAAUAAAUUUGCCUGUGUGUGGGUCCUGCAGCCCAUAUUUGUCUACCCUGACCUAAGUAUUUUUUAGGUUGUGCUAAUCUUGCAGUUAGGGCAGAUAGCUGUGAAUGAUGUAAUAUGGCAGACUGAGCAACUAUGCAUUGCUUUGCAGUAUGCUAAAUGACGGUAGAAGUACUACAUAUAUAUCUAGUGUGUAAAAGUUGGGGGAGGAGAGAGAUGCGGUUAGACUUGUUGCUUUAUUUUAAGCGAGGACCCACUGUUAAGUUUGGCCACGGCGACGCUUCAGUUGUAUAUAUUGCAGGUGCCUCGCCCUCUAGAAGCCUCUGACAAAUGCAAUCUAAAAUAGAAUAAUAUGCAAGAGUUUGCGGGAUGCGGUUUCAUUCAAUCGCUCUCAAGCAUUUGCGCAAACAUCUUGCGAUAGUUACUGCAGUUGUGCAUGUUACACGCCGUGUUCUCACAAAAAAGAAUAGGAAACAAUACAUGCACCUCAGCUACCGUGCAGGUGGCACCAGGUCUCAGUCAUCAGCAACGGUGAAUUCAGGUUAGUGCGACUAACCGGUAGUAAUCUACGGGGGAUAAACGAUUUUAAAUGUCUAUACGGAGCAGCCGUGAUACGUGUCCUCCGAAUUAAAACAAUAAAUCAGCGGUUUUACUUAUUUGAAAAGAAGAUUGUCAGUCUGUGCUGUUUUAUGUCGUUAUGGAUUUUCUGACUGCGAGCAAAGUGCCCGAAGUCAGCGGCCGGUUCAGUGGCCGGAGCAGCUUACUGCAGGCUAAGUUACUUUCUCGUUUCCCUCUCUUGCAAAAUCGCCUAACGAACUGAAACGAAGGUUCAUUAUAGCACCCCUUCGCAAGAAACUCCCAGCACAGCAGCCAUCGCACGCCCAGUUUGUCAGGGUCACUGGGAGAAGUAAGAAUCCAGCGACAGGAACUGAUCUGACUGUUGGCAUGUAGAUAAAACAGGCGCUGAUCGGAUCUUUUUAAAUGCUUCGGAACCUGUAUUUAAAAUUUGUUAACAACACGAAGUAUGUCAAUUCAAGACCGAAACAAGAAAAUUCUUAUGGAUUUGGUCCAACUGCCUGGUAACAACACAUGUGCCGACUGCGGAGCCCCAGAUCCAGACUGGGCAUCUUGUAGUCUGGGCGUCUUUGUGUGUCUGGACUGUUCUGGCUUCCACCGAAGCCUGACCAGCAUGAACCGCGUCAAGUCCAUUCGACUGGAUUUCUGGGAUGAUGAAAUGGUGAAGUUCAUGAAGACCAAUGGGAACGAGGCGGCCAAGAUAUUCUAUGAGAGAGAUGUGCCACCGUUCUACUACCGUCCUCAGCAGAAAGACAGUGCCGUUUUGAGGGAUCAGUGGAUAAAAGCCAAGUACGAGAGGCAGGAAUUCACCGGGGACAACCGCCACCGCCAAGAAAUCUACUCCUCAGGGUUCUAUGAAGGCAGACUGUGGAAGAAAGCCAAGGACAAUGGACAGUUCUUGAAAAGAAAGUUCACACUUUCUGACUCUGACUUUACCCUGAAGUACUACACCAAAGAUGAUCUACCCAGGGCAAUAAUUUCAAUUAAAAGCCUGAAUGCUACCUUUCAACCUGAGAAGAUCGGACACCAGAACGGACUCCAGAUCAUGUUCCAGGAUGCGCAGCGGUCUCAAAACCUGUUUGUGUACCACGACAGCGGCCAGGAGAUCGUAAAUUGGUUUAAUGCCAUUCGAGCUGCCCGAUUUGCCUACCUGAAGACAGCAUUCCCCAUGGCCAACGACAGUGAGUUAAGUCCCAGGAUAACUAGGAAUUACUUGAAAGAAGGAUACAUGGAAAAGACGGGUCCCAUGCAACGAGAAACCUUCAGGAAACGGUGGUUCAUCCUGGAUGGACAGGAGAGAAAGCUGCUCUAUUUUAAAACAAAGCUGGAUGCAGUGGAGCUGGGGGCUGUGUUCAUAGGCCCCGAGACCCUUGGUUACUCAGCAGCAAAAAUAGCACCCAGGGGAACCCGGGGGAACCGGUGGAAGUUUGGGGUGACCAUGGAAACGCCGGACCGGCAGUUCGUGUUCAUGUGCGAGCGGGAGCGGGAGCAGGGCGAGUGGCUAGAGGCGCUGAAGGUCAUCAUCUCCAAGCCCAUGCUGCCGCAGGAUUACGCGAGUAAGAACCCCUCUCAGGCUGGUGUGUGGCUCUGUAGGUUAGGGCUCUGUGCCUGUGAUCAGAUGGUUGCUGGUUCAAAUCUCAGGGUCUGUAACAACGCAUUAUGUAAUAGUGCCGCAUUAUGUAUUAACUCUAUCACAUGUUACAAAUUUAUAGACUACAUUAUAAUUUUAUACUGAAAUAUUAGCCUAUUAUUAUCAUCAUCAUCAUUCAGUUUGUUACAUUGUCAAGUUAUUAGAUAAUGCAUUGUUACACGGUCACCAGAGGUAUUUCACUGUUGGCCCUUUGAGCAAAGCCCUUAAGCUCAAAUGCUGCAGGGACUGACUUAACCUUGUUUUCUCAACUGUACAUUGCUUGGAUAAAGUGUCGCCUAAAUAAUCGAGUGUAAGGUUGCUUUUCUACUGCACAAGGUACCGUACUUUUGUUACUAAAAAUUUGAUACUUUCUCUUUUCCAUUGAUUUCUGGACGAGUACCAGUACCAAAAGUACCAAAGCAGAAGGGAAUACUCUUUCAGUACUCUGGGGUGGGACUUGGAAAUGUGUUUAUUGUUGAUUAGUCAUGCAAAUAACCUUCCUUGCAAUCACAAAAUACAUCUGCUAUACGGAAAAAGCGUAGUUACGAACUCAAAGAAAACUGAUAAGUAAACAAACAGUAGUAAUAAUGGAUGUGUGGACUCAAGCUUUAAUGAUAUGUAGAUGGCAUGACAAGAAAUUAAAAAAAGUAUUUGCUAUAAUAUACUAUGGCUGCAUGAUAUUGGGGAAAAAAUAAAUAUCUCAAUGUGAUUUUGUUGCAACAAAUAUUGGGAUAUUUAUAAAACAAAAAAGGAUUUCAAAAUAAAUGCAUUUCUCACAAAGCCAUCUAGGAAUCAUUUAGGGAGGAUGAAAAUGAUUAUGAUUGGCUCACACAGAGCUCAUGUGAAAGCAGUGGCAGUAAACUUUAAACUGAUUUUUUUAAACAUAUGCUAGAAUGUUUGUGAAUUGGACCGGACAGUAUGAAGAAGCCAGAUGUCAUCCCAGCUGACGAUCGCGGAACUUAUGAUGUAAGAAUUGCAUGUGCGUAACACGUGAUGUUUGGGUUUAAUAUCCCACAUUGCCCAGCCCUAUAAUAUACUACAGCCAUUUUUAAAAUUCAGUACAAAAUACCCCAUCUCACGUUGUGAUGUCAUUCAGCGCUGGUACCAGUUUUUAUGGCAGUGGAAAAUCAACACCUUGAUGUACCAAAAGUACAGUACCUGGUGCAGAGGAAAAGCGCCUUAAAAGCGCCAUAAGUUGGUCUUCCUAUCUAAGUGGGGACCGUCCAUUCAUUUAUAUGGGAAAAACCCUAAUCCCAAUCACGACAGCCUUAACCUCUACCCAUCCCUAUCUUUAACCAUAAGUAACCAACCAAAA
Paramormyrops kingsleyae is the source of this 3665-nucleotide messenger RNA. Lineage: Eukaryota; Metazoa; Chordata; Actinopteri; Osteoglossiformes; Mormyridae. The record is from RefSeq and is a predicted model, not a curated record.